Messenger RNA from Penicillium malachiteum, 1746 nucleotides. RefSeq names its product MDR family MFS transporter. The record is from RefSeq and is a predicted model, not a curated record. Gene Ontology annotation, biological process: transmembrane transport. Gene Ontology annotation, cellular component: membrane. Lineage: Eukaryota; Fungi; Ascomycota; Eurotiomycetes; Eurotiales; Aspergillaceae. The transcript is spliced from 2 exons. Gene Ontology annotation, molecular function: transmembrane transporter activity. Bases 1 to 1746 code for a protein of 581 amino acids.
AUGGCGGUCCCAGACGAACCUAUGCCAUCUUCAGACUCCACGAUGACAUUGACUGAGAACCAAAGAGACUCCAUGAUGACAUUGGUUGAAACCCAAAACCCAAAGGAUGCAUCCCCGGAGGAGUUCAAAGCAGACUGGAGGCUGAAGAGCAUAUUUGCUGUCAUCGGUCUACUGAACUUUGUGGUUGCUGUCGAUGCUACAUCUGUAUCUGUUGCACUACCAACAAUCUCCUCCGACUUUGGCGGAACAGCAACCGAAGCCUUUUGGGCUGGAACCUCCUUUCUCGUCGCGUCUUGUGUCUUUCAGCCCUUGAUAUCCCUACUGUCUGAUAUUUUCGGCCGUAAAAGCAUUAUUCUGCUCGCCGUCUUAAGCUUCACCCUCGGAGCCAUCCUUGCCGCCAUCUCUCAUGGAUGGACACUCAUGCUUGUUGGUCGAUGCAUUCAAGGUGUCGGGGGAGGAGGUAUUUAUACCUUGACUGAAAUCCUCAUUGCCGACUUGAUCCCACUACGAGAGCGUGGAAAGUGGUUCAGUAUCAAAUCUGGCUCACAGGCACUGGGAACAAUCGUCGGUCCUCUAAUUGGAGGUGCAUUUACAGAAUCCUCUGCCUCGUGGAGAUGGCUUUUCUGGUUCAAUAUCCCCUUCACAGGUCUGGGCCUAGCCCUCAUUCCAGUUUUCUUCCAUCUUGAAAGAGCUCCUGUUUCUGUACGGGAAAGCUUGGCGAAGGUGGACUAUUUUGGAUGUGUCAUUUCCAUCGCGUCGCUUACUUCUUUCCUCAUUCCUAUCACUUGGGGCGGUAGCAUGUACUCGUGGGACUCAUGGCAUACACUCGUCCCAUUGAUUCUUGGAAUCGCUGGAAUGAUCGGCUUCGUCGUGUAUGAAGCUUAUUUUCCUACUCAGCCGUUGAUCCCAACUUAUCUCUUCAACAACCUCACUAUUUGUCUAAGUUACCUCGGUAUCUUCCUCCACGGUCUCGUCUUAUGGGCCUUGGUCUACUACCUCCCCCUCUAUUACGAAGGCGUCCUAGCAUACAGCCCCGUCGUUUCAGGCUUGGCUCUAUUCCCUGAAUGCCUGACUAUCGCUCCACUUGCUGUUGUCACGGGCAUUAUCAUCACAAAAUAUGGGGAUUACCGCUGGGCACUAUGGGCAGGAUGGCCCUUGGCAGUCUUGGGUCUCGGAAUCAUACAUCUAUUGGGGCCACAUACGAGUGUUCCCAAGUGGAUCUUCUUGAACCUCCCUAUCGGAAUCGCAUGUGGUGUACUCUUCCCAUCAGUACAACUUCCCGUUCAAGCCGCCGUAAACCCGGAAUACAUCACUAUCGCUGUGACUAUGACACCGUUCUUCCGGACACUGGGGCAGUCUGUGGGCGUUGCUAUUGGAGGUGUGGUCUUCCAGAAUCGCAUCAGAAAACAGCUCAGUAAUGACCCUAGUCUGGGAGCUGUGGCUGAUAAGUAUGCAUCGGAUGCUUCUAGUCUGGUGGAGUUUAUUAAGACUCUACCAGCAGGAAGCUCUGAGCGUACGACGCUCAUCGCAAUGUAUGCAAAGUCUUUGGGUGUUGUCUGGGCUGUUAUGUGUGGCAUUGCUGCUGUGGGACUUUUGACUAGCAUCUUCAUCAAGAAGUACUCCUUGAACCAGGAACUGACGUCGAAGCAACGUGUGAGGAGGUCAAAGGCUGAUCUUGAGUCUGUGCAGGUUCCUGUGGAACCUAAGAAUGAAGAGAGUUAUGCCCGGGUGGAAGUGAGUGAUUAA